AUGGAUCCGGAUGAACAAUCGUUGCUGGGUGAUACCCCGACGUCGAAGCCCAAAUCUCGCUCGGAUCACUUGAUGAAGCGCGUGUCGAGAGCAUGUUUGCAUUGUAGACAGCGCAAGUCAAAAUGCGAUUUGGACAGUAGUGGCAGUCCAGGGGUACCACCCUGCCAGCGGUGUAUCCGAGAUGGUCGUGAAUGUGUCCUGGGUAGCUCGAAUCGAGGUGGCCGUCGCAUUCGCAAAAACAAAAUGAAAAACUUUACUCCAAACACCAGCCUGGCCACUCCGAGAGAUUCAACGCUGGAAUCAACCAGUCCGGCUAAUUCUGACAACCGACAGAGUGCAAAGAACUCCUAUCCUGGUCCGGUUGUUUUUGCGCCUCCCAACCCCCCAAGGACAGCUUCAGUAUCGGUGGAAGAGGAAGAUGCAGCAUCUAUUGGCUCUGUACCGCGGAACCCGUCCGAUGCGUGGCAGUGUCUAACUGGAAUCGCCAAAGGAGGCGCGGACGAUCCCAGCCCCGAGAUGGUCGCUGACCCUCUGCGAACCGGCACCACUGGAUUCCCUUCAUAUAAUGUUCUUCAAAACAGUGCUGGAUCUGAAUUCCAGCCAACCAGUGGUAUCAAAGCAUACAGACUGGUGCAAACACGCUCUUUAGAUCCAGGAACAGUGUGGCAGCUUGUGGCUCGCUAUGCGGAGAACUUCCACCCGUAUCUCCCCUUGGUGCCUCGGAAAUAUUUUGAACGCAGCGCCUUGGAUGCAUUUGCUACCAACGAGAAACAUCUGCUGACUGCGGUACUGACGAUUGCAUCGAAGGACCUGGUUGAACGACCCGAAAUUCACGAGUACUGCUCCAAGUACAUGCACGAGCUGAUCUCCGGGAUCGCUGCUGGGAUAGAUUGUGAUGUGGAGGCUGUGGAGGCUCUCCUUCUCCUUGCCGAGUGGGAACCACAGGGCCUUCGACCUCGUAUCGAGCGCGUGGGUCGGGGAGAAGAAGACCGAGCUGCCUGGAUGCACAUCGGCCUUGCCUUACGGUCAGGUUACUUCCUUGGAUUGGACCGGACAUCAUUUCGAGGCGAUUCGGGAGAUACCGAGACGGAGGCACGUCGAAGGCUGGCUUGGACGAGCUGCUAUAUCUCCGACCGACUCAUUUCUCCCAUCAAAGAUGGGGAUGAAGACUAUGCCCGAAUCUUCCAAGCGACUUUGGACCUUACUCAGCUCUAUGGAAACGUUCACGAUGUACUAUACUCAGGAAUGCGGACCAGCAAUCAGAUGAUGCUCAUGGGAGAUUAUGUGAAAUACGUGGAUGAUUUCCGUUUAGCUAUACUGCGAUGGAAGUCUCUCUGGGGCUCACUACCUUGUUCUACGCCAAUGCAAGUAACUUUGCAAUUGUCAUACGAAUAUCUGCGACUCUACACCAACGCAUUCGCAUUUCAGGCAGCAAUAUCUCAGUCAUUAGUAUCUAAGACAAAGAAUGAUGACCAGUCGCAAAGGGAGCAUUUGCGGGCAACGUUCAACAAUGUGGCAUCCAUGCAGGACGCCCGAUUUAUUUACGAAUCUGUAGAUGCUGCCAAAGCAUACCUGACCAUUCUUGUGGACAUGGUCCAUCCUGAAAAGCAUCUACAUUUUAUGCCUCUGAGAUUCUACCUGUACGGCAUCUAUGCCGCUGUUUUCUUAUACAAGGCUCGUUCAUUUGGUGUCAUGCCGCAUUCAGAGGAACUGAACGUACGGAAUAUGGUCACCCGAACGACCGAAAUCCUAAAGAGAGCUAGUGCUGGGCCCGACGAUAUCGGAUCGCGCUACUCUCGGCUUCUGGAGCUACUGUGGCAGUCUAAAUCAGCACCGACAUCGUCACCGGCGGGAACACACCAGGGCAGCGAUCUCCGAAUGCAGAGCAACCCUCUUCAGCAUCGCAUGCAGGAACAGACCAACUAUGUGCACUUUAGCCCUGCUAAUGACUUCUCUUGGCUAGAUCUGGAGGCGGUUGGGGAUUAUGUUUCCGGCGACCAAAUCUCUAGCACCAACACCCUCGCGUUUGAUACCCUACAAAACCCUGAUCUGUACCAGGAUCGUUCGCAACCAUGGCAGAUUCCUACAUGGUCUGGGGAUAUGAGCAGCAAUCUUCUGUUCUAA
Molecule: messenger RNA, 2124 nt
Organism: Aspergillus tanneri
Lineage: Eukaryota; Fungi; Ascomycota; Eurotiomycetes; Eurotiales; Aspergillaceae
Product: Zn(II)2Cys6 transcription factor
Exons: 5
Coding region: 1-2124 (707 amino acids)
Biological process (GO): DNA-templated transcription; regulation of DNA-templated transcription
Cellular component (GO): nucleus
Molecular function (GO): zinc ion binding; DNA binding; DNA-binding transcription factor activity, RNA polymerase II-specific
Source: RefSeq, a predicted model, not a curated record